GUCCUCCUGUACACCCCCUCUUUCUGCACCAUGGUUGACAGAGCUGCAGCUCCUCUGCUCCUCUACUCCAUGUCCGCUCCCUUUAUGAAUUCUUCUACUCUUCCAGCAUGGCCAUAGCCAACCUCCUCUUCUCCUCCCCCCUCCAUAUCCCUCUCUGAUUAGCUAAUUUACAAUGUUUACAUCAGAUGUUAGUACCAAAGUUCAGCCAUUAAAAUAUUUUUUGCCGAGUUGUCUGAUUUCAUAAUCAAGAGAAUGUAGACAAGUGUUCAGUAUGGGUUUUAAGUUUCCUACCAUGUCUCCUAAAGUUUAUUGUUUCGAAUUUGAGAGUAAGUGUUGUUUGUUAAUUCCAAAGUUUGUCAUCCAAACAUGUUUGGUAUUGAAAUCUCAGGCAUUUCAAAGGCCAAUUUACUGAACAACCAAACAGGUGAAUUCGUAUUCGUGCCAUUUCAGUUUCCUCACUGAUUUGGAAUUUAGACCAAUUCAAUACGGAGCUCUCCAAUGGAGACAUCCAAACGAAGCGUUAGGUUAUUGUCUAUUCGUCUGUGGUAGCAUAAAUAAAUCACUGAAUGUCUUGUUGUUUACAGUUUAUGCAAAGCCAUUGUUGUUUACAGUUAUGUAAAUCCAUUGUUGUUUACAGAUGAUAGUUAUUAAUGACAACAUUCAGAAUUGAAAUGUGUUCUUCUUUAGCUUGGCCGCCCAGCAAUUUGUUUAUAGCUCCGCCACUGAUUAAGGGGCUUUCAUUCCUCUCGCAGCCAUGCUUGGCCAUCUCCGGCGAUCCUCUGGCAUUCUGCGCCGCCUACCGAUCGCCAGCUUCGCUCCCUCCGACCCUGCCGCUGCAUACUCGGGAUGGAGUUCACACGCCGAGUCACUCUCGUUUGUUUCAUGUAAGUUCAUGUUGGUGUGGCAAGCAUGCUACCAGGAAUUUCUCUACAGAUGAUAAAGUUACCAAUGGUCGUCGAGGGUAUCGGCAAAAGGAGUUGAAGAAGCCAAGUACGGCCGUGAAGGAUAAUGAUGCAAUCAUUGAUCGCAUACAAAAGAGCACAAGGGGGUUGAAAAAAGGGCCGGUUGGGCACACCCUUUCAUCAGCAGAGAAAAGGAAAUUCCUUAUCAACACUCUUCUUGAUCUUGAAGACUCAAAAGAAGCUGUUUACAGCACCCUUGAUGCAUGGAUCGCCUUUGAGCAGGACUUUCCACUUGCCUCAUUAAAGCAAGCAAUUGUAGCUCUUGAAAAGGAGGAACAAUGGCAUAGAGUUGUCCAAGUAAUAAAAUGGAUGUUGAGCAAAGGGCAAGGAAAUACCGUCAGAACAUACGAGCAAUUAGUGCGUGCACUUGAGAAGGACAACAGAGCAGAGGAAGCACAUAAAAUCUGGGAGAAGAAAAUAGCCCAUGACCUGCAUUCAGUUCCUUGGCGUUUCUGCGGUCUUAUGUUGGCAAUUUACUACAGAAACAAUAUGCUAGAUAGGCUUAUCAAGCUCUUCGGUGCCCUUGAAGCAUGUGGUCGCAAGUGUCCUAGUAAAGAAUAUAUACGGAAAGUUGAAGUUGCAUAUGAAAUGCUUGGUCUAUUAGAAGAGAAGAAGGAUUUGCUUGAAAAGUACAAGGAUUUGUACAAUAAGCCAUCAAAUAGUGAUAGAAAGAAAGAUCGACGGUUCAAGAAGGCUGAGAAGAAAGCUGCUGAUGAUGGCAGCAAACAAUUGGAGAUGGAAACAUCUGAAAACUUACCAGUUAACUCAUGCCCUUCAGAUAAGGAACUGGUUGCCAGCAGUUAGUCAAGAUAAGAAAUACAACACCGAUGGUGAGAUCAGUAUCAGCCAAGAACGUGAUGCAGCUAGUAAUCUCUACCAGUAACACUUACUGGGCCAACCAAUAGUCCAUUACUAAUAGGAAACAGCAUGAACAUUGAAACCCCCUUAUUCUUCCAUAAAUCAUUGAAGUGCGGUGACUUCCAUGUUGCCUUGGACAAAUAUUUCCGAGUGUUAUCGUUCGCCAAAAAAGUUGUAAUGUCUGAAUAUUGGAAUAAGUGGGCGCAUAACUGUAGUCAACGAAGGGAUUACAUGAGGAAACCAGUACUUUAUCUCAUGUACUCAGUGUGAGAAUUGUUGUGCUGACAUUUCUGUUUUCAUACUAGAAAGCCAAAUUCCUGUUAUCCAUCGCAAUCUAAUA
This is a messenger RNA of Triticum dicoccoides, 2160 nucleotides long. Its product is annotated as pentatricopeptide repeat-containing protein At4g18975, chloroplastic-like. The transcript is spliced from 9 exons. Gene Ontology annotation, molecular function: protein binding. The record is from RefSeq and is a predicted model, not a curated record. The coding region runs from base 651 to 1766 and encodes 371 amino acids. NCBI's taxonomy places the organism in Eukaryota, Viridiplantae, Streptophyta, Magnoliopsida, Poales, Poaceae.